Molecule: messenger RNA, 561 nt
Organism: Vitis riparia (riverbank grape)
Lineage: Eukaryota; Viridiplantae; Streptophyta; Magnoliopsida; Vitales; Vitaceae
Product: transcription factor MYB14-like
Exons: 3
Coding region: 1-561 (186 amino acids)
Biological process (GO): regulation of DNA-templated transcription; plant-type cell wall organization
Cellular component (GO): nucleus
Molecular function (GO): RNA polymerase II cis-regulatory region sequence-specific DNA binding; DNA-binding transcription factor activity, RNA polymerase II-specific
Source: RefSeq, a predicted model, not a curated record
AUGGAGGAGCGUCUGGCAGCUGCAGUGAAGGGGGGUUGCUUUUUGGACGUGUUUGUUGAGAGUGUGAGGGGUCUGGAGGGCUGCCAGCUUCGAAACGGCAAGGGAAGCGGGAGCAGUAGCCAGGCUGCGAGAGGGGACCGAGUCAAAGGGCCUUGGUCUCCUGAAGAGGACGUCAUUCUGAGUCGACUGGUGAGUAAGUUCAGGGCCAGGAACUGGAGUCUGAUCGCCUGUGGAAUUGCUGGGAGAUCCGGCAAGUCCUGUCGGCCGCGCUGGUGUAAUCAGCUUGACUCAUCUGUUAAGCGCAAGCCUAUUACUAACGAGGAAGAGAGCUCGGAGUAUAUUCAGGUGGACAGAAGGAAGGUAUUCAUUUGGAUAAUAGAUUUAAUGGGACAAGUGAUCUAUGGGACGAACACAGCAGCUUUGAGCACAGCUUCGCUUGACAAUGGGUUGAGUUGUGGCUCUUGCUAUGAGGUUAAGUGCGUGAAUGACGGAAAACGGUGCCUGCUUGGCUCCCUUGUGAUCACAGCCACCAGUUUACGCCCACCAAACAACUCCACAUGA